Mizuhopecten yessoensis (Yesso scallop) is the source of this 3673-nucleotide messenger RNA. Its product is annotated as PRKCA-binding protein-like. The coding region runs from base 376 to 1683 and encodes 435 amino acids. The transcript has 11 exons. Gene Ontology annotation, molecular function: phospholipid binding; protein kinase C binding; protein domain specific binding. Gene Ontology annotation, biological process: positive regulation of receptor internalization; intracellular protein transport; dendritic spine maintenance. Lineage: Eukaryota; Metazoa; Mollusca; Bivalvia; Pectinida; Pectinidae. Gene Ontology annotation, cellular component: postsynaptic density; synaptic vesicle; trans-Golgi network membrane. The record is from RefSeq and is a predicted model, not a curated record.
AUUGAACGUAGAGAAAUCUGUCCCAUAACUGAUCUCCUUUCUCGAUGUGUAUGUCAAUAUUAUAUCAAAUCACAUUUGCAAUGUUGUUCACUGAAGCAUGACAAAUUUAUCGUACCCACGUGACUUAUAAACGUAAACAUGUUUUUGUCAGUAGGCCAACCGUCAGUACAUGUGUGACGUGGCGGGGAGUCACAUCUGUUGGAAGUCUAUGUACUACAUGUAUUGUUUGUUAACAGUGCUUGUCAUGUAAAUAAUUUGUCAAGCAUGACCUGCACAGAACAGCUGUUGCACAAACAGGAUUCUAGAUGUUGUGUGAAAAGAUAAAAGUGCCUGUUGAAGUGUUCAAAGUUUUGAUAAACUUCUGCUAGAAGUCUCAUGGGUGAUUCUAAAGACUAUGAAUAUGAUUUAAUUCCUACGUUUGAUCCAGAUGAAUAUGACUCUGAUGAAGGUCGAUAUCAAAUGUUUUAUGAGGAAGAUCGCAUAGGUAUGAGAGUAACAUCUGGCAGUAUAGUGUUGAAGAAGGAUACCCAGAACCUCAUAGGGAUCAGUAUAGGGGGCGGGGCUCCGCUGUGUCCAUGUCUCUACGUCGUCCAGAUAUUCGACAACACCCCCGCUGCCAAGGACAGUACUCUGGCCUCGGGGGAUGAGAUUACUGGUGUAAACGGACAGUCAGCCAAAGGCAAGAGUAAAGUGGAGGUCGCAAAAAUGAUACAGUCAAUAUCUGAAUCAGUAACUAUCAACUAUAAUAAAUUGCAUGCAGAUCCAAAGCAAGGAAAAUCUCUAGAUAUAGUUUUAAAGAAAGUGAAACAUCGUGUGGUAGAGACAAUGAACACAAACACAGCCGAUGCCCUGGGCCUUAGUAGAGCUAUCCUAUGUAAUGACGGUUUAGUUAAGAAACUUGAAGAACUAGAGAAGACAGCGGACAUGUAUAAAGGUUUGAUUGACCAGACAAAGAAGUUACUCAAGUCAACAUUUGAACUGUCACAGUCUCACAAAGCUUUUGGAGAGGUGUUUUCAGGAAUUGGAGUGCGUGAACCUCAGCCUGCAGCCAGCGAAGCCUUCAGCAUGUUCGGGGAGGCGCAUCGUAACAUGGAGAAGUUCGCCAUUAAGAUGUUAAAAACAGCAAAACCGAUGAUAAGUGACCUCAACACAUACCUACACAAAGCAGUGCCCGACACAAGACUUACCAUAAAGAAAUACCUGGACGUGAAGUUUGAGUACCUGGCCUACUGUCUGAAGGUGAAGGAAAUGGACGAUGAGGAAUACAGCUACGCAGCAUUACAGGAGCCUCUGUAUCGAGUGGAAACAGGGAAUUAUGAAUACAGGUUAGUGUUACGCUGUCGACAAGACGCACGACACAGAUUUGCCAAAAUGAGAGCUGAUGUCCUUGUCAAGAUGGAACUUCUGGACCAGAAACAUGUCCAGGACAUCGUGUUCCAGCUGCAGCGCUUUGUUUCUGCGAUGGCCAAGUAUCACAACGACUGCCAUGGUGUUAUGAAGAAGGCUGUAGUGUUCCCCAUAGAGGUGGAUCUGUCCCGCGGCACCUUCACAUACGACACUUCCAACCAGUUUAACGAUGAGGAAGAGGAGGAGGAGGAGGAGGAGGAAGCGGUCGAGGAUACCGUGGAGACGGGAAUGGAGGCGAGCGUCACAGAGACUAACGACCUUAUCAGUACUGAUUAAGGGUCCGUAGCGGUAAAGGGAGGUUAAAGGGGAGGGGGUUGAAGGGAAAGUCAUGUACAGGCUUAAAUUUUGAGAUCUAAAAUAAUGAAGCAAUUUCAGUGUUAAGAAUCAAGUGUAUAUAUAUAUAUAGGUUGCAUUUUUUCAGUCUGUUCAAAAGUAGAGAUGCUUUUUGAAAGUAAAAUUUGAGACAAUAACACUGUUGAUCAGUAAUUUUGUUUUUCUACAGAUGAUAUAGAAUUUUAAAACUUUAGUAAAGAUCCACAGGAAAAGACUUUACAGAAAAGAUUCUUCAUGAUCACCAGAUCAAAGUAAAAUUAAUCUGAUUUACAGAAGAGAGUUUCCAUUCUCCUAAAAAAUAUUCAUGUGGUUUAAUGAAUACAUGUGACAUGUAAACUAAAAUAGAAGCCUGGUUUUAAUCAAAAGAAUUCUUCCAUUAAGCAUGCUAUGCAUGUGACAAGUGUUAGUUAAAUUAUUUAGAAGAUCAAGGUCAAGAGAAGCCUGUAUUUCAUAGGGAAAAUAUUAUGGAUUUGUUUGUUAAUGAUUAUUUGGUUAAGAAGGAGUAACCACCUGAAUGAUGCUCUUCAAUUCUACAAUUUUUUGCAAUAGAUUUUAAAUACAGUACAACCUGCUUAAAACGUGAGAAAAACGUUAUCCAAGUGUUCAUAUUACGUAUGAAAAAAUAGUAAUGCAUUAAUUAUGAAGAAGGGAACAAAAUCAUAUAUUCAAAUUACUGUGUAACCCCUAUAGAACUAUAGUAGACUCAACCAUGCAUGACCUGGGAGUCCAUUAUGACAUGAUGUAUGGCCCCAAAAUACUGGUUUGUUUAUAUUCAACCCUGUCAUAUCCCACCACCAUCAUUGUUCCUUUUCAUGUUGUUUAAAAUCAGGUUUCCUUGUAUAAGAAGUAUAAGGACUUGUUUCCCUUCAAAUUCGACUUUAUUUGGGUCUACUGUACAUAUAAGCAGUAAAAUAUGUUGAAGUACUAGAAACAUGCCUGAUAUGAAAUCAUGAUUAUAACAAAGUCACAUCUGUUGUCCUAUGGAAUUUCCAUGGUUGUAAGAGGUUAUAAAAGCUAGAGACUAUAAGAGCUAUUAUGAAUGAUAUGUGAGAAUGAUCUUUUUGUUAAAGCAAAGUGAAUACAAUUUUGUGUUAAGCUUUUUGUUUGUUUGUUGAUGUUAAUAUGAUUGUGGCUUCUAAUCAGACAGAAUGUCUACUACUGCAAUAACGGGAAUCAGCAACGUUCUGAAAGAUUCAUUUUGUGCACCAAUUCAUCUGUGAUAUCUUAUGAUAUUCCUUUUAGAGGUUCAGAAUACCUGUACAUUUUCAUAAAUUUCCUUGAGGUAGAAAAGGGGUGAACAGCAUUUUCAUCCAUAUUGCUUUUUUUCCAUCCUCACCAAAAAUGUACUUGGACGUAUGAAGCAACAAUCAUGAUUUAUGGAAUCGGAAUGAUAAGAAGUGCAUUUUACAACCAUAUAUUGUUCAUUUGUGUACAGUCGAGGAAGAAUUUCAGAAAAUCAUUUGAUUUUUGUGAUUGUCAUAGAUUUGUUUGAAUUUCAUUAACGUCGUUUCACUUACAUUCCAUGGUAGGGCAAAUGAUUCCCUAAUAGGAUGUCAAAACCCUAUAAAAUCAAAACCAAAACAGGGGUAGGGUUUCUGUUUACCGUAAUUGUCAUUAAAGCCUCAUUGGAAUAAGAACCACAUUCACGUUUCUUAGACCUUCAUUCAUAUAUGCUGUGGCCCAUUGAUCACAGAUGAAUUAGAGAAGUGCAUAUUGAGACCAACCAUAUGCUACAUAAAUCAGUUGUUUUACAACACCUAGGCGCUUUCUUAAAUCUUCUCGGAUAUUUGCACACAUUUUCUUCAGAAGUGGGAACUUGUCUGAUUAACUAGUAUAUUGUAUAUAGAAAGAUAGUAUUCAAUUUUUUUUCAUCAUAUUACGUGGAGAGAACGGAAAGGGUACAUCUUUAUCAUGGGGGGGGGGGGGGGGGGGG